AUGGGAAUUCUAUAUAUCCUCCUUAUAGGACAUGCUUUUAGUGCUUUCGAUUUGGUGGCGGCAUCUACCAGCGAAGAUGAUCUCUACCAGGACACCGCCUACAUGAAGGAACUGCUACGCCAGGCGAAAACUGCCGAGAUUGAGAGCUUUAUGAACCAAGAAGCUGAUCCAUGUAACGACUUCUACUCCUUUUCUUGCGGCAACUAUGCUCGGAUUAAUCCAGCUCCCAGCUUGGGAGUAUCCUCGACGGGAUUAUUCGAGACUAUCGCCAAGGGUCUUGAUCGCAAAAUCCUAAAAAUGCUCACAGCGGCUAAUAAUAUUCACGAGACUCCAGAGGAUAAACAAGUGAAGCACUUCUACGAGUCCUGCCUUCGAAUCGAGAGGCUCAACUUCCCCAUAAAAAUGAAGCAGCUUAUUCAGGAGUUUGGAAAGAUGCCGGUACUUGAUGGAUCCUCCUGGCAGGAAUCGGACUUUGAUUGGUUAAACACAACCGCAAGUAUAGCCCAUCGAUAUGGAAUUGGUUCCCUCAUUAAUGUGCAAGUGAGCAAGGACUUGGACAACAACGAAAGGAACCGCAUCUACAUCAAGGAGCAGAAAUUUCCGCUUGAGACGAGGUCAAUGUACGUGGACAAGGCAACGGCGAGCUAUCGUCAAAGAUAUAGAGUCAAUAUCCAGAGAACCCUGGAACAAUUUUUGGACGUAAAAAGGGAGCUGGUAAUGCAAACGUCUAAGGAGCUGAUCGACUUCGAGGUGGAAUUAGCCAAAGGACUGAAGGACGACAGUUCCCUGAAAGGGGAAAAGCUGCUUACACCCACCUUGGACAUCAAGCGAUUGAUAUUUCUUAGCUUGGGAGAGAGAAUCUCAGAAUCAGAUGGAAUCCCUGAUUUCAAGAAUCGCUAUCAGAAAAAUUUAUUGGAAGUCAUCGAAUGUACGCCCAAGCGCACUGUAGCAAACUAUAUUUACUUCCGCUUAAUCAGGGAAUUUGUAAAGUCUAUUCCCGGCACGUCGGAAAAUCUGGAAAAGGCCUGUGUGAAUCUCACCAAGAAGUUCUUUGCCAAGAACCUGGACAACAUGUUCUAUCGCCUCUACAAUAACGAGAAAUACGCCAGAGAUAUCAACAUAAUGUGGCAUAAGCUGAAGUCCACAUUUGAGGAGAUUUUGCAAUCCAGUCCAGCACUCUAUUGGAUUGAGCCAUCCACUAGAAAUCUGACCAUAGCCAAGCUCAGGGCCAUGAUCCUGGAGGUCAACAACUAUGCUGAUUAUAACUUCACUGAAGAGUUUGCGGAACUCAAUCUGCAGAGCUCCGACUACUUGGAGAAUGUGCGACAGGUUAAGAUGGUGAGGGCAAAGCAGAUGCGGGAGAUGCUCCACAAGCCGGCGAAGCCAUUGGAGGAUGAGCUUAGCUUCAGUCCGGCCAACAUCCUGAUAGAGAACACCAUCAAGAUUCCGGUGGCCCUGCUCCAACCCUUCUACCUUUGGUCCGAAGUAUAUCCAAAUGCGGUCAUGUUCGGCUCCCUGGCGUAUCUGAUUGGACAUGAACUAAUCCAUGGGUUCGACGACAGCGGAUGGAUGUUCGAUGCCAAGGGAAACUUUAAUAAAUGGUGGGACGAAAGGUCCAGCGGGAAUUUCCUGAAACGACGAGAGUGUUUCACUAAGCAGUAUGGCAGGUAUAAUUACGAUGGAAUUCAGUUGAAGGAAUCCACUUCGCAGUCCGAGAACAUUGCGGAUAAUGGGGGAAUGCGGCUGGCUUACACCGCUUACCGGAAAUGGUACGACUCAAAACAUCCCAAGGAUCUGGCGAAGGAAACCCUUCCCAACCUACCCUACUCCGCCAAACAGCUGUUUUUCAUCAGCUUUGCCCAAUCUUGGUGCAACGACGUGGAUCCAAAGCUCAAGGUUCAGCAGGUAUCCACCGAUACGCACUUUCCCGGAAAUCUCCGUGUUAUUGGAUCUCUAUCGAACUUUGACGAGUUCUCUAAAGAGUUCAACUGUCCAGCCGAAUCUGUCAUGAAUCCCAGAGAGAAGUGCAUACUCUACUAG
Molecule: messenger RNA, 2040 nt
Organism: Drosophila takahashii
Lineage: Eukaryota; Metazoa; Arthropoda; Insecta; Diptera; Drosophilidae
Product: neprilysin-4-like
Biological process (GO): protein processing
Cellular component (GO): plasma membrane
Molecular function (GO): metalloendopeptidase activity
Source: RefSeq, a predicted model, not a curated record